Oldenlandia corymbosa var. corymbosa is the source of this 1866-nucleotide messenger RNA. The record is from the annotation of a GenBank genome assembly. Lineage: Eukaryota; Viridiplantae; Streptophyta; Magnoliopsida; Gentianales; Rubiaceae.
CUUGUUUGGCUGCAUCCAUGCUAGCCUGUGACUCUCGCCCUCUAUAUAUAUAUUACAUUUCUUUAUUGCUAACUCAAACCACCACUACUUCUUCUGUUCUUCCCUUAUUCAAAUCACAAAAAACAAUCAUUAAUUAAACAAGUUAUCAUGUCUUCCACUUCCCCUGAUCAUCACCAUCAUGUUCAAAUUCCUCCUCCAAAAAAAACACUUCCGUUAAAAGAAAUCCCGGGUGCUUAUGGCCUCCCAUUCUUCGGAGCGAUUAAGGAUCGAAGUGACUUUUACUACAACCAAGGCAGGGACGAAUUUUUCAAGGCUCGAAUGGAGAAAUACAAUUCCACGGUUUUCAGGUCUAACAUGCCACCUGGACCUUUCAUGGCUCCAAACCCUAAAGUCGUCGUCCUCCUUGACGCCGUUAGUUUCCCGAUCCUCUUCGACAACUCCAAGGUCGAGAAAAGAGACGUUCUUGACGGAACUUACAUGCCGUCGACGAAACUAUUCGGCGGCUACCGUACCUGUGCAUUUCUAGAUACUUCCGAACCUUCCCAUGCAGCCUUAAAAACAUUUUUCUUAUCCCAACUCGCCAAAUUACAUAAAAACUUCGUCCCCUUUUUCCGGACCAGCCUUUCGGGUUUUUUCACUAAGCUUGACGAUGAGUUUUCCCAGCAAGGAAAAGCCAACUUGAACGACCUAACGGAUUCCGUCUCGUUCGAGUUCGUUUUCCGUUUGCUCUGCCGGAAUAAAAACCCGUCUGAUUCCGACACCAACAACUUGGGCUCCUCCGGCCCAUCUAGGUUUGACAAGUGGCUGUUUCUCCAGCUUGCUCCGCUUAUAUCCUUAGGACAGAAAUUCAUCCCUCAUUUCCUCGAAGAUUUACUCAUCCAUACUUUUCAACUACCUUCUUUGAUCGUCAAAUCCGAUUACAAGAAGCUUUACGAUGCGUUUAACAAGUACGGCGGCGAGAUUCUUGAUGAAGCUGAGAAGAAGGGGAUCGAAAGAGAUGAAGCCCUUCAUAACUUGAUAUUUCUUGCAGGGUUUAACGCGUACGGCGGAAUGAAAAUCUUAUUCCCGGCGUUAUUCAAGUGGGUUGGCGCCGCCGGAGUGGAGCUACAUCGCCGGCUUGCUGACGAAAUCCGGACCGUCGUCAAGGAAGAAGGUGGGGCCAUAUCUCUAUCCGCGCUGGAGAAAAUGAGUUUGACUAAAUCGGUGGUUUAUGAAGCACUAAGGUUGGAUCCACCCGUGCCGUUUCAGUACGGAAACGCAAGAGAAGAUAUUGUUAUUAACAACCACGAGUCAUCUUUCUUGAUUAAGAAAGGUGAAAUGAUUUUUGGGUACCAGACGUUUGCGACGAAAGAUCCGAAGGUUUUCGACAACGCCGAGGAAUUCGUGCCGGAUAGGUUCGUCGGCGACGGCGAGAAGCUGCUGAAGUAUUUGUAUUGGUCGAACGGAAGGCAGACUGAGAAUCCGUCUGCGGACAACAAGCAAUGCCCGGCUAAGGAUUUGGUGGUUCUGCUGUCCAGGAUAAUGCUGGUGGAAUUCUUCCUCAAGUAUGAUAGUUUUGCUGUUGAUGCUGCUACUGUGAUGUUGGGUCCCUUGGUGACCAUCAAAUCCUUGACUAAGGCCGCUUGAUUAGUUUAUUGUUAAUUAGUGACUUAGUGUUAUCAUUUUUUCAUUACAUUUAUUAGUAUCUAUCAUCAAAUUAUCAACAAUGAAACGUUCAAUAAUUGGGAUCUUACCAAUCGUGUUGAAUCAAGUAAUAAAAUUUUUUUUUUUUUUUAAAACCAAGUUUCGAAUUUUAGACUUGAUUUGGAUCAACUAAUAAUUAAGGAUGUGUUUAUUCUUUAUUUAGGUUUUGAGUGGAGUCUUUAC